UCUUCCAAAGGUGGGGUGGGGUGGGGUGGGGUGGGGAGACCCUGGCCUCGUAGGAGGCAGGCCUUGCCAAGGGGGACCCACAAGGGACCUGCUCCUGCCUACUCACCUGGGAAGACUGGUGCACUCUAUUUUUUUUGAAUUUUUUCAGAAAGUACGCCAUCCUGCCAGGAAAUGGCCACAAGGGCCGCUGCACCAAGGGUGGCAAGACCACCGGGACGGCCUGCCUCCUUGUGUGGGCCUCCGCAGAAGGGAGCACCAGCAUGGGCAGGUGCUGCCCCUCCUGCUCCUGUGCCGCCUGCUGCUGCUGCCACCCCACCUCCACUGGCUGCACUCUCUUUUUUCAGAAAGUACGCCAUCCUGCCAGGAAAUGGCCACAAGGGCCGCUGCACCAAGGGUGGCAAGACCACCGGGGCGGCCUGCCUCCUUGUGUGGGCCUCCGCAGAAGGGAGCACCAGCAUGGGCAGGUGCUGCCCCUCCUGCUCCUGUGCCGCCUGCUGCUGCUGCCACCCCACCUCCGCUGGCUGCACUCUCUUUUUUCAGAAAGUACGCCAUCCUGCCAGGAAAUGGCCACAAGGGCCGCUGCACCAAGGGUGGCAAGACCACCGGGGCGGCCUGCCUCCUUGUGUGGGCCUCCGCAGAAGGGAGCACCAGCAUGGGCAGGUGCUGCCCCUCCUGCUCCUGUGCCGCCUGCUGCUGCUGCCACCCCACCUCCGCUGGCUGCACUCUCUUUUUUCAGAAAGUACGCCAUCCUGCCAGGAAAUGGCCACAAGGGCCGCUGCACCAAGGGUGGCAAGACCACCGGGGCGGCCUGCCUCCUUGUGUGGGCCUCCGCAGAAGGGAGCACCAGCAUGGGCAGGUGCUGCCCCUCCUGCUCCUGUGCCGCCUGCUGCUGCUGCCACCCCACCUCCACUGGCUGCACUCUCUUUUUUCAGAAAGUACGCCAUCCUGCCAGGAAAUGGCCACAAGGGCCGCUGCACCAAGGGUGGCAAGACCACUGGGGCGGCCUGCCUCCUUGUGUGGGCCUCCACAGAAGGGAGCACCAGCAUGGGCAGGUGCUGCCCCUCCUGCUCCUGUGCCACCUGCUGCUGCUGCCACCCCACCUCCACUGGCUGCACUCUCUUUUUUCAGAAAGUACGCCAUCCUGCCAGGAAAUGGCCACAAGGGCCGCUGCACCAAGGGUGGCAAGACCACUGGGGCGGCCUGCCUCCUUGUGUGGGCCUCCGCAGAAGGGAGCACCAGCAUGGGCAGGUGCUGCCCCUCCUGCUCCUGUGCCGCCUGCUGCUGCUGCCACCCCACCUCCACUGGCUGCACUCUCUUUUUUCAGAAAGUACGCCAUCCUGCCAGGAAAUGGCCACAAGGGCCGCUGCACCAAGGGUGGCAAGACCGCCAGGGCGGCCUGCCUCCUUGUGUGGGCCUCCGCAGAAGGGAGCACCAGCAUGGGCAGGUGCUGCCCCUCCUGCUCCUGUGCCACCUGCUGCUGCUGCCACCCCACCUCCACUGGCUGCACUCUCUUUUUUCAGAAAGUACGCCAUCCUGCCAGGAAAUGGCCACAAGGGCCGCUGCACCAAGGGUGGCAAGACCACUGGGGCGGCCUGCCUCCUUGUGUGGGCCUCCGCAGAAGGGAGCACCAGCAUGGGCAGGUGCUGCCCCUCCUGCUCCUGUGCCGCCUGCUGCUGCUGCCACCCCACCUCCACUGGCUGCACUCUCUUUUUUCAGAAAGUACGCCAUCCUGCCAGGAAAUGGCCACAAGGGCCGCUGCACCAAGGGUGGCAAGACCACCGGGGCGGCCUGCCUCCUUGUGUGGGCCUCCGCAGAAGGGAGCACCAGCAUGGGCAGGUGCUGCCCCACCGGGGCGGCCUGCCUCCUUGUGUGGGCCUCCGCAGAAGGGAGCACCAGCAUGGGCAGGUGCUGCCCCUCCUGCUCCUGUGCCGCCUGCUGCUGCUGCCACCCCACCUCCGCUGGCUGCACUCUCUUUUUUCAGAAAGUACGCCAUCCUGCCAGGAAAUGGCCACAAGGGCCGCUGCACCAAGGGUGGCAAGACCACUGGGGCGGCCUGCCUCCUUGUGUGGGCCUCCGCAGAAGGGAGCACCAGCAUGGGCAGGUGCUGCCCCUCCUGCUCCUGUGCCGCCUGCUGCUGCUGCCACCCCACCUCCACUGGCUGCACUCUCUUUUUUCAGAAAGUACGCCAUCCUGCCAGGAAAUGGCCACAAGGGCCGCUGCACCAAGGGUGGCAAGACCACUGGGGCGGCCUGCCUCCUUGUGUGGGCCUCCGCAGAAGGGAGCACCAGCAUGGGCAGGUGCUGCCCCUCCUGCUCCUGUGCCACCUGCUGCUGCUGCCACCCCACCUCCACUGGCUGCACUCUCUUUUUUCAGAAAGUACGCCAUCCUGCCAGGAAAUGGCCACAAGGGCCGCUGCACCAAGGGUGGCAAGACCACUGGGGCGGCCUGCCUCCUUGUGUGGGCCUCCGCAGAAGGGAGCACCAGCAUGGGCAGGUGCUGCCCCUCCUGCUCCUGUGCCGCCUGCUGCUGCUGCCACCCCACCUCCACUGGCUGCACUCUCUUUUUUCAGAAAGUACGCCAUCCUGCCAGGAAAUGGCCACAAGGGCCGCUGCACCAAGGGUGGCAAGACCACCGGGGCGGCCUGCCUCCUUGUGUGGGCCUCCGCAGAAGGGAGCACCAGCAUGGGCAGGUGCUGCCCCUCCUGCUCCUGUGCCGCCUGCUGCUGCUGCCACCCCACCUCCGCUGGCUGCACUCUCUUUUUUCAGAAAGUACGCCAUCCUGCCAGGAAAUGGCCACAAGGGCCGCUGCACCAAGGGUGGCAAGACCACUGGGGCGGCCUGCCUCCUUGUGUGGGCCUCCGCAGAAGGGAGCACCAGCAUGGGCAGGUGCUGCCCCUCCUGCUCCUGUGCCGCCUGCUGCUGCUGCCACCCCACCUCCACUGGCUGCACUCUCUUUUUUCAGAAAGUACGCCAUCCUGCCAGGAAAUGGCCACAAGGGCCGCUGCACCAAGGGUGGCAAGACCACUGGGGCGGCCUGCCUCCUUGUGUGGGCCUCCGCAGAAGGGAGCACCAGCAUGGGCAGGUGCUGCCCCUCCUGCUCCUGUGCCACCUGCUGCUGCUGCCACCCCACCUCCACUGGCUGCACUCUCUUUUUUCAGAAAGUACGCCAUCCUGCCAGGAAAUGGCCACAAGGGCCGCUGCACCAAGGGUGGCAAGACCACUGGGGCGGCCUGCCUCCUUGUGUGGGCCUCCGCAGAAGGGAGCACCAGCAUGGGCAGGUGCUGCCCCUCCUGCUCCUGUGCCGCCUGCUGCUGCUGCCACCCCACCUCCACUGGCUGCACUCUCUUUUUUCAGAAAGUACGCCUUCCUGCCAGGAAAUGGCCACAAGGGCCGCUGCACCAAGGGUGGCAAGACCGCCAGGGCGGCCUGCCUCCUUGUGUGGGCCUCCGCAGAAGGGAGCACCAGCAUGGGCAGGUGCUGCCCCUCCUGCUCCUGUGCCGCCUGCUGCUGCUGCCACCCCACCUCCACUGGCUGCACUCUCUUUUUUCAGAAAGUACGCCAUCCUGCCAGGAAAUGGCCACAAGGGCCGCUGCACCAAGGGUGGCAAGACCGCCAGGGCGGCCUGCGGCCUUGUUUUUGCCUCCGCAGAAGGGAGCACCAGCAUGGGCAGGUGCUGAUGCGGAAGGGAGCACCAGGAAGGUCAGCUGGAAGGGGCUGCUUUGCCCCUUGAAAGCCUCGGACCCACAGGGCCGCCUGUCCUGCUCUGCCCCACGGAGGACCUGAUGCUCUGCAAGAGCCCGGCCCCAGGGAGAUCCGGCUUUCAUCCCCCAGAGCCAGGGCCUUUCCGGUCGGGGGAGGACUCUCCCCCAAGAGACAGAGCAGCUCCGCCAGGCCGUGGGGCAGGACCCAGGUGGGCUUUCUUUCCUUUGGACCCGAUCAGGAAAGGCUCUGGCUCUGGUGGAGGCCAGCCGGAUCUCCCUGGGGCCGGGCUCUUGCAGAGCGUCAGGCUUUCAAGGGGGAAAGCAGCCCCUUCCAGCUGACCUUCCUGCCCUCCAGGCCCCUCCCUGGGUUCCAUCCGCACAGACUUGGAGUCAAAGGACACAGGUUAGACCGGGUUCAAACGCCUCCGGAAAUGGCCUAGAUUUCAAUGUCUAACUUCAGGCCAUUUCCUUUCUUGCAGGAUCCCUUUUGGGUUCCCCUUGGCAAGGCCUGCAUCCUAAGAGGCCAGGGUCUCCCCCCUACCCUACCCCUCCUUUGGAAGAGGCGUGUCACAUGGAGCAGGGAUUUCCUGGUGGCUGCCCCUGUUCUGCAUUGCUGCGGGUCAAACUUUAGGCCUUUUCACUUUCCAUUGACUUAGGUGAGCCGUUUCCCUCCUUUCUUGCAAUUUAAACCCAAAUCUUCCUUCGUUCCACCUAAUUCCAACCCAUCUAUCACACUGUUCCACCAAUUGGGGCUCCGUGAUCUAGACCAGGCUUCCUCAACCUCGGCCCUCCAGAUGUUUUUGGCCUACAACUCCCAUGAUCCCUAGCUAGCAGGACCAGUGGUCAGGGAUGAUGGGAAUUGUAGUCUCAAAACAUCGGGAGGGCCAAGGUUGAGGAAGCCUGAUCUAGAGAAACUUGAAAAGAGGGGCUCUAGGGUACAGGACGAUUUAACUGAGUCUCAGCGUAACUGUUUGAAUGACUGAGUCCAGGGUGUCGUACAUUCCUAAUCGUUCCCAAUCCCACGUAGGUAUGUUAUGCCCAAGGUCCUGCGCCCAACAAAUCAUAACUGCUUUGACCUCCUCUUCUUUCACUUCCCAAUCGAGGAGGAGAUUGUACAUGUUGGAUAUAAAUUUUCCUUUUGCAAUUAUUAAUUUAUCUUUCAGUUUUGAUAUUUAUUUAGACAAUCCUUUUUGUCUUUCCUUACCCAAACAUUCAUUAAUUUGAAAGUAUUGGAACCAAUCAUUUACAUACAUUUGGAUGUCUUCAUUUUUUUAGUUUUAAUUUGUCCUCUUCUUUUAAUAAUAUUUUGUAUGUUGCCCAAUGGUUUCCCAUAUUUUUGUUCCUUUCCACUCACGGCUUCUACUGGUGAGGUCCACCCAGGAGUUUUUGGUUCUAACAGGUCUUUAUAUUUAACCCAUAUUUUGUACAAUGAUUUUCGAGAGUCAGCAAGGCGGGCAGUGUGCCUUAAUUGGGAAAACACUCGUCAUUUCUAGGAGACAUGUUCUUUUCCCCCUCCCUGUAAUUAUUAAAGAAUCUAACUGGUCAGACAUUCCUUUCGUUGGAUCUUCUUAUUUACUGCCACGUGGGAGGAAGCCCAUUCCCCGAAGUUUGACAGAUGAUGAUGAUGGGAGGGAUGGAAAUCCCUCUGCUGUGUUCCACCCACUGAUGUGGGUGGGAAAAGGCAGAAUGGCAAUGUGGGGAGUGAGUCUUAACAGUGAGCCCUUGUGGGCCAAUUGCAGGCACACAGAAUUUGGAUAUGAAUGGCCCACCCAGGUGGGAGGAGAACAUCUCUGAGUGGACACAGCCAUCACAGCAAGGGGGACACCAACUUGGCACCAACUCGUCCCUCAGCUUGAGAAGGCACAACUGCAGGGUAAGGGGACUUUUGCAGAGCCGGGAGAUGCUGGGGGUUGAGCCAGGAAUUAUUUGCAUGCAGAGCAUCUCUGGUGCCUCAGCUUUCGGCCUUUGCCAACCACAUUCUCCAUGGAGAUGCAGCCCAUCCCCUUCCUACAAACACCCCAGGGCAUCCCUAGAGGAAGCAGGUGCAAUGCUGCAGGCAUUCCUGGAGGAUUCGGGGGGGGGAUUUCUGUUUCCAAGAGGGACCCGACCCCACAGAUUCUGCAUCCUCUUCCAGCUGCACAGCACAGAGACUCAGCUGGGCCAGGAAGACGGAGGAGUCUCUCUGGGCAACUUCUAGCAUCCUUCUCCCCAAAUGUCAGCGACCUGCCAUGUGUGUUAGUGUGGAACCGCCCUGUUCCUCCUCUGGAUGGCAGCUGUCAAGGAGCUCCAUCUUCCCCAAAUAUCACACGGAAGGCUGGAGAGGAAGUCUUGGCCAUUGGUCCUGCUUCUACUCCCAACUGCCAUUGGCUAGCAUUGUUACUUUGAGAUACAAGAUGGUCUUUAUCAGGUAACCAUAUACUGCACCGGUACUGUAUCCAGCGCUUCAGAGAAAGUGCUUGCUGUUUGAUAUCGCACUGCCCCCUAGUGGACUUCUCUAAAUUGUAAUGCUAUGUUUUUGACCUGGAUUUGCUGGCUGCAGAAGUGAGAGAACUUUAUGCCAUAUAAAGCACAGACAAGUUCCUGCAAAUCUUAUACACAUACACUAGACACAGAAAUGAGGAGGAAUUCACAUUUAAAGGAGAACCUGCCCCACCCACAGUCUUGGAAACAAAACGCAAAGCAGAGCACAGCCGUCCUUCAAAAUUCACACUUCUUAGAAUUUCAUUUGGUAACUUUCCAGCCAAUUAAUGCCCUAUCAAAAUGCAUAGGCCAGGCUGACUUGUGCACAGAAAUGUAUAUAUUAGUGGAACUAAUGUACACAAAUGUGUUGUCUUAGGGAAAGGUGCUUUGCAAAAGUGUGUGUAUUCGGAGAAAUUCACACUACAAUGCUGAUGAACUUCCCCGAGGACUUAAAAAGAAAACGCCACGUGUCUGAAGGUGAUGGAUUCAAAUUACACAAAUAGAGAUUCUAGCUAAACAUUAGGAAGGAUUUUCUGACGGUAGAAGAUGUUAUUCCAUAGAACGAACCCACUUCGAAGGCAGUAUACUCUUCUUGGUUGGAGCUUUUGAAGCAGAGGCUGGAUGGCCAAUUGUCAGGGAAUCUUCAGCUGCAAUUCCUGAAUUGCAGGGGCAUGCAUAGAUGACCCUUUGAGGUCACGUCCAACUCUACCAAUCUAUGAAUCUAGAAGAGGUACCUGCUGGCUCAGGCCAAUGGCCCAGCAAGUCCAGCAUCUUUACCCAGUGGCCAAUCGGAUUCCUCUCUGGGAAGCCUGCAGGCAGGACAUGAGCAGAACAGCACUCUGUCCACCUGCCCUUUCCAGCAACUGGUAUUCCGAGGCAUCCACACCUGUACCUGUGCCCAGCCAAGCUUGCUCUAAGAUUUCCACCACCAGGCAGCUGACGGCUCCCCAGGGUCAGGGAAGCCCCCCAGGACCAGUCCUGUUGAUGUCCCGGCUCAGUUGACCAUUGCACAAGAAGACCAGGGCCUCAGGAGCACCAGACAUGCCAGCCAUUUCAUUUUCCCAUUCAUUUCCUUUCUCACUAAUUUUUCAUAUGUAACCCAUUCUUCUCUCGUAUUAUUUCCCCC
Messenger RNA from Zootoca vivipara (common lizard), 7286 nucleotides. The record is from RefSeq and is a predicted model, not a curated record. Lineage: Eukaryota; Metazoa; Chordata; Lepidosauria; Squamata; Lacertidae.